UGUUGGAUUUUUGGGCAGAAAGAAAGUUGUCCUCCCCCGUGUGUCCAGAUAGAAAAAAAAUAUGGAGGAAGCAAUAAAAGUGUUGGGCUCUGCUCUCUCUCACAUCAAAUGGCGCCUCAAAUUUCCAGCCAAAAAUCGUCUUCAAAUAGAUAUUGUAGCUUUGCUGACAGAAAUGAGGCCAGUUAUAAUGGUUGACUAUGGUGGAAAGUUGCCCGAAUUACAAGACCAUCUUUGUGCUCUUGUUAAAUUUUGUCAACAGGAGUCGGCUAUUUUUGAGAAUCUUAGAGUGAUGGUGAUAGAAGAUAUGAUAUAUCUGAUACAUGUAAGAGAGCUUGCUGAGUAUGUUAAGUCAAGCUUGAAUUUGGAAGUAGAAUUGUUCUUCAUCAAUCUUGAAGAGGAUCCUCCCAAGAUGGUAACACAAGCGGAGGAAAGUACUUUAGUUACAGAGCUUAUAAGAGUUCAGAAGUUGUUCUCUUCAUUUUUUCCCUUGAAUGGAAAUAGCAGUGACCUCGUGUCACAUCAAAUGCUAGAUAGUGUGGCUAAUGCUGAAUCCUCCAUCAAUAAGCCUGCCACUUCUCAAUCAUCUGAGUUCGUUGAUCUUAGUUGCUGCAUGCAGGACACCGAGAUCACUGUACCAACUUUAAAUGGAUGGCUCCUUGGCUAUCCAGUCGUGUACUUGUUCAGCAAGCAGCACAUUGAAGAUGCCAUAUAUAAUCUUUCCACUAAAUAUCUUCGUAUCUUCCAAAUUACAGUCAGCAGGUAUGCUUCACCGAAAAAAGGAUCUCAGCCAGAAGAACUGCUGAGCUUCUCGGUGCCAUAUGAACUGAGCAUGGGAGGAAGCAAAGAACCAUGGGCCGUGGCAUUUCUUGCACAAAUGCAGACAAAGUGGGCAAAAUGCAAGCCAACUUGGAGGUCCUUGAAGAUGGAGGUGAGUGAGUGCUAUCCACAGGCAAUCGUCUUGUAGCAAUGACCCGUCAAACUCCAACUCUUCAAGCCUGCAGAAGGAAGUGGAGGACUGGUUUCUUUGCUCAAAUAUAAUUAUUUUGUUGUGUCGGUAUGCAAAAUGUCAUCGGAGGAUACCUUAUACUUAAAAAGAAAAGGAACGAAGAUAUCCUCUGAAAAUGAUAUUUCCUAUUUAUGUAUUUAUGACAGACCUGACUGAGUUCCAUCGUUUUAAUUAAUCCGAUUUUCGCUGAUUUGAAAUGAAA
This is a messenger RNA of Populus euphratica (Euphrates poplar), 1208 nucleotides long. RefSeq lists its product as uncharacterized. The record is from RefSeq and is a predicted model, not a curated record. The transcript is spliced from 7 exons. Lineage: Eukaryota; Viridiplantae; Streptophyta; Magnoliopsida; Malpighiales; Salicaceae. The coding region runs from base 62 to 964 and encodes 300 amino acids.